Messenger RNA from Oncorhynchus gorbuscha (pink salmon), 1536 nucleotides. Its product is annotated as vegetative cell wall protein gp1-like. NCBI's taxonomy places the organism in Eukaryota, Metazoa, Chordata, Actinopteri, Salmoniformes, Salmonidae. Bases 1 to 1536 code for a protein of 511 amino acids. The record is from RefSeq and is a predicted model, not a curated record. The transcript has 2 exons.
AUGUGGCCCGCGGGCCGUAGUUUGCCCAUGUCUGCCUCAGCCCCAGCUAACUCCAUUCCCACCUCCAGCCCUAAGCCCUCAGCCCCAGCUAACUCCAUUUCCACCUCCACCCCUCAGCCCUCAGCCCCAGCUAACUCCAUUUCCACCCCUCAGCCCUCAGCCCCAGCUAACUCCAUUUCCACCCCUCAGCCCUCAGCCCCAGCUAACUCCAUUUCCACCCCUCAGCCCUCAGCCCCAGCUAACUCCGUUUCCACCCCUCAGCCCUCAGCCCCAGCUAACUCCAUUCUCACCUCCAGCCCUCAGCCCCAGCCCAGGCCACAGCUAAUUCCAGCCAUCCCCAGCCCCAGCCAGCCCCACCAUCCACAACCCCAGUCUUCCCCAGCACAAGCCAUCCACAGCCCCAGCCAACCCCCAGCUAUCCCCAAAACCAGCCAACCCAAGCCCAAGCCAACACAAGCCCCUCCCCAGUCAUCCAUCCCCAACAAUUCCCCUACAACCCCAGCCACCCCAAGCCAACUCCAGCCAGACAUCCCGAGCCAACUCCAGCCACAGCCACCCCAAGCCAACUCCCGCCCAAGCCAUCCACAUCCCCAGUCCGAGCCAUCCCAAGCCAUCCCCCAGCUAUCCCCUUCCCCAGCCAACUCCAGCCAUCCCUCCCCAGCAAUCCCCAGCCAUACCCAGCCAACUCCAGCCCCAGCCAUCCCAAGACAAAGCAAGCCCCCACCAUUUAUCCACAGCCCCAGCCAUACCCAGCCAUCCCCGGCCCCAGAUAUCCCCAGCCAACUCCAGCAUUUCCAGCCUGGCCAACUCCAGCCAUCCAUCCCCAAGCCACAGGAAACUCCAGCCCCAGCCAACUCCAACCAUCCACAACCAUUCCCAGCCAUCCCCAGCCAUCCAUCCACAGCCAUCCCCAGCUCUAUCCCCAACCAUCCCCAGCCAACUCCAGCCAUCUACAGCCAUCCCCAGCCUACCCCAGCCAACCCCAUCAAGACCCAGCCAUACCUCAGACCAAGCCAGACCCAGCCCCAGUCACCUAUCCACAGCCCAAGCCAUCCACAUCCAGCCACAGCCAACCAAAACCAACUUCCAGCCCCAGCCAUCCACAUCCCCAGUCCCAGCCAUUCCCAGCCAUCCCCUUCCUCAGCCAACUCUAGCCCCAGCCACCCCCCAGCCAAAUCUGGCCAGCCCCAGCCUACACUAGCCAGCCCCAGCCUACCCCAGCCAUCCCCAUCAAGACACAGCCAUCCCCAGACCAAGCCAGCCCCCCAACUCCAUCCCCAGCCAACUCCAGCCAUCUACAACCAGCCCAGCCACCUCCAGAAAACACCAUCCCGAGCCAUCCACAGCCCACCCCAACCAUUCCCCAGCCCCAGCCAUCCCCCAGCCAACUCUAGCCAUCUCCAGCCCCAGCUUACCCCAGCCAUCCCCAGACCAAGCCAGCCCCCCAACUCCAUCCCCAGCCAACUCCAGCCAUCCACAGCCAGCCCCAGCCACCUCCAGCAAACACCAUCCCGAGGCAUCCACAGCCCACCCUAG